Molecule: messenger RNA, 696 nt
Organism: Suillus paluster
Lineage: Eukaryota; Fungi; Basidiomycota; Agaricomycetes; Boletales; Suillaceae
Exons: 5
Coding region: 1-696 (231 amino acids)
Source: RefSeq, a predicted model, not a curated record
AUGUCAACCCGACGAGUGCAUUUUUCGAGUCCUCUAGAAACUACUCAGCAACACGUGGCCUCGGCUGACCAGUGGGAGCCGCCGAGGGUGCGGUCGCGAUUCCAGCACCUGCAAUUUAGAAGAUACGACAUGAGUCCAGAGACUCGGAUCGAGACUCUCGACAGCCGCAUUGGAGAUUUGACUCCCGAUGAAUAUGAGCGCUCUUUCGCCGGGGUGGAGGAGUCGAUUCAGGAACUGGCUGCCAUGUUCGACAAGUCCCGGGGCAUGUCCAAACCAUCAACACCCGAACGAUCUGCAGACUUGGACAAAGAGGUCGAUGGGCUGGUAGACAACAGUCCAUCAUAUGAUCUUGGGUGGAACAUCCCAUCCGCUGCAUCGUCCAGCAACCCAUCUCCCUCGGUAGAUGAUAACACCGGAGAUGACGGUGACGAAGAAGGCCUGGGGUAUGAUCUCGGGUGGGGCCCAAAUGUGACUUCGGGUCAACCACCUGAAGUUGUGAUGGAUGAAGACGAUGCGCCGGCGUACGAUCUCGGAUGGGGAUCGACACAUUCGGGUGAACAGCCCGUUCAGCAAGAUGCGAUCAAUGGUGCUGGUGAUGGACAUGGGUAUGACCUUGGAUGGGGACCAGCACCUGCUGGUGAACACCGGAUGGAAGAAGAAGAUGACGAUGACGAACCCUCGUACGAUCUCGGGUGA